Molecule: messenger RNA, 984 nt
Organism: Striga hermonthica
Lineage: Eukaryota; Viridiplantae; Streptophyta; Magnoliopsida; Lamiales; Orobanchaceae
Source: the annotation of a GenBank genome assembly
GAUUUUCAUAGUCCUUCAAUGAACAUGAGAGAGCAAUCAGAGGUUGAUGAUAGGCCUCAAAAAUCUCUAAACGAGAAGCAACAAGAGUAUCAAGAUUUGCUCAUCCGUUGUGUUGCCCAACACCUCGGCUUCUCAAAAGGCCGACCAGUUGCCGCUUGCAUUAUUUACAAAUGUCUCAGGCAGUGGCACUCGUUUGAGGUCGAGCGAACGAGCAUUUUCGACCGGAUAAUACAAACCAUCGGCAACGCUAUAGAGACUCAGGACAAUAAUGAUAUCUUGGCAUAUUGGUUAUCAAAUGCCUCGACUCUAUUGCUUUUGUUGCAACUCACGCUGAAAGCUGGGGCAGCUGCCGGGACUGCCCCACAACACCGACGUUCGCCAUCGGCCACUUUGUUCGGGAGAAUGACACAGAGUUUUCGUGGGAGCCCUCAUGGCGUAAAUCUUUCAUUACUGAAUGAUGAUUCAGCUGGUACUUUACGGCAAGUAGAGGCAAAAUACCCUGCAUUACUGUUUAAACAGCAGCUGACAGCGUAUGUGGAGAAAAUUUACGGUAUGAUUCGUGAUAAUCUAAAGAAAGAGAUUUCUCCACUUCUUGGGCUAUGCAUUCAGGCUCCAAGAAUAUCCAGAGCGAACUUAGUUAAAGGAUCAACUGCUCGUGCUCUAGCAAAUGCAGCCGCACAGGAAAUUUUAAUUGCUCAUUGGCAAGGAAUCGUGAAGAGCCUCGGCAAUUUUCUGAACACACUGAAAACGAAUCACGUACCACCGUUUUUGGUCCGGAAAGUGUUUACUCAAAUAUUUUCAUUCAUCAACGUGCAGUUAUUCAACAGCCUUUUACUGAGGCGAGAAUGUUGUUCGUUUAGCAACGGUGAAUAUGUAAAGGCUGGAUUAGCAGAAUUGGAGCACUGGUGUUACAAGGCAACAGAUGAGUAUGCAGGUACAUCCUGGGAUGAGCUCAAGCAUAUAAGACAGGCAAUCGGGUUCUUG